CGUCCAUUUUCUUCCGGCAUUUCGACGGGUGAGGUUGGACGCGUCCUCAGUCCUUGGAAAAAAAUGAGCGAAUAUGUCGAAAAUGCUGAAUCGAACAUGGGCCACGUGGCGAAGCGUCUCACGCCGGAGGAAAUCGAUCGAAUGCGGGCGCAGGAUUCUCGCUUGGUGACCAAAUUUCGCGCGAAUCAACUCGAGAGGGACGCAAAAAAGCACUGGGAUUUGUUUUACAAGCGGAACGAUACCAGAUUUUUCAAAGAUAGACACUGGACCACGCGGGAAUUCGAGGAGUUGCUUGGUUUGGGCGGCAACGGGAAUCAAAAUGUCCUCCUCGAGGUGGGCUGCGGGGUCGGCAAUUUCGUUUAUCCAUUGAUAGAGGACGGAUUGAAAUUUCGGAGGAUAUUUGCGUGCGAUUUAUCCACGAGGGCGAUCGAGUUGCUCAAGAGUCAUACGUUAUUCGACCCGGGAACAAUGAAAGCUUUUCAAGCGGAUGUUACGUUAGGAAAUUGUUUCACUGAAAUUGAUUGUCCAGUUGAUGUUGCAACUCUAAUCUUUGUAUUAUCAGCCGUUCAUCCUGAUAAAUUUCACAAAGUUGUCCAAAAUAUAUACAACGUUCUUGGUAGUGGAGGAAUCUUACUCUUCAGAGAUUACGGAUUAUACGAUAUGGCACAAUUACGUUUUAAACCUGGGCACAAAAUCAGUGAGAAUCUCUAUAUGCGGCAAGAUGGUACUAGGAGUUAUUAUUUUUCUGUAGAACAAGUAGCAUAUCUAUUUGAAUCUGUUGGUUUUCAAACGUUGGAUUGUGGUUACGUACAGAGACGUACAGUAAAUUUAAAGGAAAAUAUUGAUGUUCCGAGAAUAUUUGUUCAAGCAAAAUUCAAAAAAUCUUGAAUACGUAUUAUAAUAAUAAAGUGGUACUGUAAUUUGAUAGCGCUUAUGGCAAACUAUGACAAAAAUUUUAAUUCUCAAAUGGAAACAUGGAAGUGACGUAGUGGAACACUUAGAUGUCUCAGAUAAGUUGAGAAAAAGGAAUAUUUUUU
This is a messenger RNA of Cyphomyrmex costatus, 1037 nucleotides long. Its product is annotated as methyltransferase-like protein 6. The record is from RefSeq and is a predicted model, not a curated record. Lineage: Eukaryota; Metazoa; Arthropoda; Insecta; Hymenoptera; Formicidae. The transcript is spliced from 7 exons. Bases 64 to 888 code for a protein of 274 amino acids.